AUGCUCUUCACUCAUAUUCUUGCUUUAGGGAUACCGUGUAUUGUUGCCCUGGUUGUCGCUUCGGGUCUGACUCGCAGACGUGUCUACCCUUUACCUCUGCCGCCUGGCCCCCGUCCGCUACCAUUUUUGGGUAACGCGCUGCAAUUGGAUACUAAACGACCUUGGCUCACAUAUACUGCGUGGGGAAAGACAUAUGGAAAAAUCAUUCACUCCCGCAUACUUGGGAUCGACUUGAUCAUCAUAAACUCCGAAACCAUCGCGCGGGAGUUGCUGGACAAGCGUUCUGCGAAUUACUCUACUCGUCCCGUUAUUCGCACCAACAAAUUAUCUGGACUGGCUUUCAAUACUGUGCUCCUUCCGUACGGGGAGACUUUACGACAACAUCGCAAAAUAUUCCAUCAAGUCCUCAGGGCCGAAGUUUCGGUCUCAUACCACGAGAUGUACUCUCGCCACGCAAAUCAACUAGCCAUUAAUCUCUUAAAUGCCACUAGUGACUUACAGCAGCACACUCGAGCAUACACGGCAUCCCUAAUCAUGGCCGUGACAUACGGACACCUUGCUCAUGGACAUGAAGACUCACUUCUUACCCGUGUGCACGAACUCGUUGAUAUUGGCAGAUAUAUUAUCUCUCCCGAGAAGGCUGCUAUUUUCACAGCCUUUCCAUUCCUCGAAAAGUUGCCGUUUUGGUGUUUCGGUGGAGCAUUUGCACUGAUAGGACGUUGUAGAGAAUUAUGUCAGCAGCUUUUGAACGAGCCCUUUAGCGAAGUGAAGACACAGAUGGCAAAUGGUACUGCUUCACACUCAUUAGUCGCUGACUUUCUCAGUCAAGCUCACGACGACGCUGACGAAGACACGAUGAAGGCUGUUGCAUUGACGACAUUCCUGAUGGCUAUGGUGCUCUAUCCUGACGUCCAAGCCCGGGCUCGUGCAGAAAUUGAUCAAGUUAUGAGGCAUGAUAGAAUGCCGUGUCUUGAUGAUAGGGCGUCACUGCCCUACCUUGAUGCCAUUCUCCUCGAGGUCCUAAGAUGGUAUCCUAUCAUCCCCCUAGGAGUUCCACAUGCGACAACAAAUGAUGAUAUUUACGGCGGGUACUUUAUACCCAAAGGUGCGAUAGUGAUGGUUAACCAGUGGACACUGUCUCGGGAUGAAGACAUGUUUUCCGAUGCAUCACGCUUCGAUCCUAGUCGCCAUCUAACAGUUUACGGGAAGCUGAAGGACCCUUUCGUCAACCAUUUUGCCUUUGGUCAUGGCAGGCGUAUUUGUCCUGGUCGUUGGUUUGCAGAGAACAGUUUGUGGACUGCAGCUGCUACCAUACUCGCCGUCAUGCGCAUCGAUCAUGCCAAAGACUCAAACGGAAACACGAUCGAGGUGAAGCCGGAGUUCACUGCCGGCUUGGUGAUGUAA
Suillus subalutaceus is the source of this 1404-nucleotide messenger RNA. RefSeq names its product cytochrome P450. NCBI's taxonomy places the organism in Eukaryota, Fungi, Basidiomycota, Agaricomycetes, Boletales, Suillaceae. Gene Ontology annotation, molecular function: monooxygenase activity; oxidoreductase activity, acting on paired donors, with incorporation or reduction of molecular oxygen; heme binding. The coding region runs from base 1 to 1404 and encodes 467 amino acids. The transcript has 12 exons. The record is from RefSeq and is a predicted model, not a curated record.